Blumeria graminis f. sp. triticale is the source of this 207-nucleotide messenger RNA. Lineage: Eukaryota; Fungi; Ascomycota; Leotiomycetes; Helotiales; Erysiphaceae. The record is from the annotation of a GenBank genome assembly.
AUGUGUGCAAGUGUGAUUUCUACCAUUCUUCACUUGGGAGUCAAUUCACAGCAGCUGAUUACUUGCCUGAUCUUCUCACAACAUCGUCUGGCGCGCUAUGCUUGGCCUUAUGUCAUGAUGCACCAUGGGCUUGACCAGAGGAGUCCAAUUCAGCUUCCAACCGAUGGCGCCUUUUCUUUCGGAUUUUUUCUCGCACUGUUGACUUAA